CAGAGCACAUGGUAGUCGUGGGAGAUACAUACGUUGUACUUUGGUCGUUUAACUUAUGUUAUUGUGUCAUUGGUAAUAUCGAUAAUAUUUUCUGAUUUGUGAUUUUCUUGCUGGUAAUUUUAAAAGAUGCCAAGGAGCAAUAAAAGGUUUAAAGCAACUGUAGCUGUCACAUAUCAUGAUGUGGAUGGCCAUGUUGAGAGAGAGGAGGUGGAUUUGUCAGAAUUUGCAGCGAUUGUGGUCCAAUGGCAAAGUAUUGUGAGAACUGUAUGUUAAAGAUGCACACAACCGUAAAUAUUUGUCAUCAUGUUGAAAUAUUUAAGGAUGGCAUGUUUUGGCAAUAUAAACUCAUGAAAAUGCUGGUGUAUGAUUGUUCAUGCCAAACAGCUCGUCACAAAAGAAGUGUUUCUGUUGUUGAUGUUAAAGGCACCUUUUCUACUGUUGAGGUACAGUUUUGCUCAUGCUCUCUAGAGUUUGUUCAACUUCUGCAAUUUGGCCUUUGGGGUGGAACACCUACAAAAAACCAAGAAUUGCAUUUGCAAUUGAGUUUUUUUGAAUUGAUUCAUUCUGUGCAUAUGGAAUGCCAGGAAUCAAUAAAAAGCAUUUGUCAGUCAUUUGAAGAGUUUAAUCAUAACCACAUAUUCUCUUCUUAUGCAACACCAAAAAUGUAUCCUGUCAUUAUAGAUGCUUUUGAAGAAUAUAGAAUUUACAGACAUAAACUAAACAUGUUGAGCUGUGUUAUUCCUGAGCUUGAUGAAGGAAAUAUCUGUCCUGCUUGUCCCAAAGUUUGUUGUCAACCAGCAUAUAUGGUCACUUGACACCCAUCUGUCAACACAUAACCUGGACAUCUCAUUGGAUGACAAUCCUCGUUCUUUCAUAAUCUCACUGUAUGGGGUUCUGUACAAAAGCUUCUGAAAGGCUGUAAUUGAAGCAGCUGAUGGAUGUUCCACCACCGUGUCUGGUUUGUUCAAUGGUCGUGAAAACCAGGCAAUUUCCUCUUCGACUUCUACUUGUA
Messenger RNA from Xenia sp. Carnegie-2017, 1012 nucleotides. RefSeq lists its product as uncharacterized. The transcript has 7 exons. Bases 243 to 815 code for a protein of 190 amino acids. NCBI's taxonomy places the organism in Eukaryota, Metazoa, Cnidaria, Anthozoa, Malacalcyonacea, Xeniidae. The record is from RefSeq and is a predicted model, not a curated record.